GAAAACAGAGAACAUAGGAAGAAGGAAACAGGCAAUAGGGAGAAAAAAUGAAAGAGGGAAACAAAGCGCGAAAAGUGCAAGGACAAGUAAUAAUAAGAAGCAAGAGGUACGAGGAAGAAAGGAGGUAGAAACAAAGAAGGGACGAAGGGUAGAGUAG
Molecule: messenger RNA, 157 nt
Organism: Ambispora gerdemannii
Lineage: Eukaryota; Fungi; Glomeromycota; Glomeromycetes; Archaeosporales; Ambisporaceae
Source: the annotation of a GenBank genome assembly